AUAUUAAACGAGCGCUCUCAAUCUCUCUAUCGAAGUGUGCGUAUCGCGUUGUUUGUGACUGUUUGGCUUUGGGAGCUUAAAAUAUUGGUUGGUUGCUGCAAGACCAUUAUCUGCAAGAGAAGUAAACUAAGCUAUGCUAACAAGGCAGAUAGGCAACACGUCGGAGCCACACCGUAAACGUAGACACUGGGGAGGACAGCCAGGAGAGCUGCGGACAGAGCAACAUUUAAAUUGCGAAGGAUGUUAAUUUUGCAUGUCCUAGCUUGAUACCGCUGCCACAACAAGCUGGGACCCAUUUAGAUUGCUGUAUAAAAGCGACGACGUUAAGGUCGUUUUUUAUAAAGAUAGGAAUAGCUUAGAAUUUCAAUGUUAUUGUUAAAAAGCUUCGGUCGAUCACAAUGUCAUAUUCUGGCAAUUUGGUUUGGGAUGUAAAUAAACGUUCAAUUGGAUACAACGAUCCUAAUAACAUCAGGACCAACUAUUUAGGUAGGAGAGAGUUUGUGCAGCGGCUCAAACUUGAAGCAACGCUGAAUGUACAUGAUGGCUGUGUCAACACUAUAUCCUGGAAUGAAACGGGAGAGUACAUCCUGUCUGGUUCUGAUGAUACCUUCCUUGUCAUCACCAACCCAUACAACAGAAAGGUCAAGAAGUCCAUACGGUCGGGUCACAGGGCCAACAUCUUCAGCGCUAAGUUCAUGCCCCACACCAACGACCAGGAGAUCAUCUCCUGCUCGGGGGACGGCAUCAUCUACUACACGCACACGGAGAAGAGUCUGGAGCUGAACAGGCAGUGUCAGUUCUCCUGCCAUUACGGAACCGCUUACGAGAUUAUGACGGUACCGAACGACCCAUACACGUUCCUGUCGUGCGGAGAGGAUGGGACUGUGCGGUGGUUUGACCUGCGAACCAAGACCAGCUGCACUAAAGAAGACUGCAAAGAUGACAUACUGAUAAACUGCCGGCGGGCCGCCACCUCCAUAUCCAUCUCCCCCCUGGUGCCCUACUACCUGGCCGUGGGCUGCUCGGACAGCUCGGUCCGCAUCUACGACCGGCGCAUGCUGGGUACCAGAGCUACGGGUAACUACAUGGGCCGCGGUACGACGGGGAUGUGCGUGCGCUUCGUGCCCGCCCACCUGUCCAACAAGUCGUGCCGCGUGACCUCGCUGUGCUACAGCGGGGACAGCAAGGAGGUGCUGGUCAGCUACUCCUCGGACUACAUCUACCUGUUCGACCCGGUCGACGACCAGGCCCGCCAGCUGAAGGGUCCGUCCGACGAGAGGCGGGAGGAGCUCAGACAGCCUCCAGUCAAGCGUCUCCGUCUCCGAGGGGACUGGUCUGACACCGGGCCCCGCGCUCGCCCCGAGAGCGAGAGAGAGCGGGAUGGCGAGCAGAGCCCCAACGUGUCGCUGAUGCAGCGGAUGUCCGACAUGCUGUCCCGCUGGUUCGAGGAGGCCAGCGAGGCUCAGGGAAACAGGGGCGGCCGGCCCCAGACCAGACCCAGAGGGACAGCCAUCCGUCCAGAGAUAGGCUCCAGUAGCCAGAUGGACUCCAGCGCCCCACCGGCCGCCACGGAGACCCCCGCUCAGGCCCCAAGCACUUCAGAGACCCCCACUCAGGCCCCAAGCACUUCAGAGACCCCGACUCAGGGUCCCAGCACUUCAGAGACCACAACUGAGGGUCCUGCCACUUCAGAGACCCCCACCGUAUCUCCCAGCACUUCAGAGACCCCCACUCAGGGUCCCAGCACUUCAGAGAGGCCCACGGCGGUGGAGGCCAGCCCCACACAGCCUGCUGCCCCCCCUCCCCCCCCGUCCACCUCCACCUCCACCUCCACCUCGGGGACGUCGCCGGCGGUUACCGCGCAGCCCGCCUCCAGCGCGUCGACGUCGCUGGAGCCCUCCUCUUCGUCCCUCACCUCCUCCCCGGACGCGGAGCCGAGCGGUCACGCCGAGCCCGCCGGUGACCCCACCGCCGCCCCCACCGCCGCCCCCACCCCCACACGCACAUCUGGCCCGGCUGCACCCUCAGAGUUCGGUCCUCACCGGCUCCCCAUCAGCCUAGUGUGCCGGCGGCUGCAGCGGCUGCUCCAGCUGGCCGAGCCCCCGGGUCAGGGCGGCGAGCGGGUGGGCCUCGGCCAUCCCCUAGCUGACCCGCCCCCCCGAGAGAGACAGUCCCCCAGAGCCCCUCCCACAGCCGCUGCCGAGGGCCCCGAGUCCCUCCGCCCAGAUUCCCCCUCGUCUGUGGUAAACAAACAGCUUGGCUCCAUGACUCUGAAUGAGCCGCAGGGGCGACCAGAGGCCGGGCGGUCGGCUCCCAGGGAGGCCGAGAGCGUACCAGCCAGCGUGUCGCCGGCACCAGGGACCUCCACCUCUUCCUCCUCCACCCCCGGUCCCACCACGGGCCGGGCUGGCGCCACAGAACCCGUCCUCAGCCUGCACUACAGCUCUGAGGGAACCACCACCAGCACCAUCAAACUGGACUUCACCGACGAGUGGAGCAGCAGAGCCGCCAGCUCCAGGGGCAGCGGCGGGCCCAAAGUCUCUGCACCGGCUGCCGUCGACAGCCGAGCCAGCCUGUCUGCGGAGGGCCGAGGGGCCCGGUCUGUGGAGGGCCGAGAGCCCCUGUCUGUGGAGGGCCCUGCAGCAGAGCCAGCUCCUGCGUCGGCCCGGCCCGCCCCCGGCCCCGGCCCCGAGUCGUCACGGGCCGACCCCCCGUCCGAGGCCUCUCCCCAGGGGGCGGGGGGCGCUCCGCCGGCCCUCGAGCGGAACCCGCCGGAGGGCAUGGAGGACACGUCCGGGGGCUGCCGGAGAGAGGAGCCCCCGGGAGAGGGGGUCCCCGAGGGGACGCCGCAGGGCGCGGGGGGGCAGGGGGGUCCGCCCGCCCGGGGGAACCCCGACUCGGACGACAGCGACGACGACCCCAUCCUCAUCCCCUCCACGAGGUUCAGAGGGGGGCAGGGCCAGCGAUUUAAUACGAGAGGAUCUGCGGUAGGCGAUAGGAUGAUCAGGCGCUCCGCAGCGGCCCGCAUCCAGGAGCUGUUCCGCCGGAGGAAGGAACGGAGGGAGAUGGAGGAGAGCGAGACCCAGAACAUCCGGAGGCCUUCGGUCAAAAUGGUCUACAAGGGCCACCGUAACUCUCGGACCAUGAUCAAAGAGUCGUGUUUCUGGGGCGACAACUUUGUGAUGAGCGGCUCGGACUGCGGCCACAUCUUCGUGUGGGACCGCCACUCGGGAGAGCACCUCAUGCUGCUGGAGGCCGACAACCACGUCGUCAACUGUCUGCAGCCCCACCCCUACGACCCCAUCAUGGCCUCUUCUGGGAUCGACUAUGAUAUCAAAAUCUGGUCGCCUCUGGAGCAGUCGCCUUCCUUCAACAGAGUCCUCGCUGAUGAGGUGAUCACUAGGAAUGAGCUAAUGCUAGAGGAGACCAGGAACACCAUCACAGUCCCCGCCUCCUUCAUGCUCCGGAUGCUGGCCUCACUAAAUCACAUUAGAUCAGAUCGGCUGGAGGGAGAUCGCUCAGAAGGUUCUGGGCAGGAGAACGAGGACUAGCGUUAGCUACUCGACGUUUUAAUUUAAUUAAAAAAAUAAAACACAAAAAACAUAUUUUUUUGUUUGUUGCUCGUAAGCACUUGUAAACCCAAGAUUUGUACAUGUCUACUGUAGAAUACUUCCCGAUGAGAAUUUCUAUGCCCCUCUCAUCGCUUUUUUAAGAAGAAUUUCUUACUAAUGUUUCUGAAUGAGGGUAAAAAAAAAAAGUUUAAUAAAGAUCUGGGAAAUAAUAGGAGUGGAUGCAAGGGGAGGGAAUGUCCUCUAAAAGAGUGAAAGAUAAGUUUGUGAGGAUGGAAAGUGCAAUAUUAUUUAGUCAGGAGAAUGGGAGCUUAAUCAGUGUUAUGUUUGGUGUUUUAUUUUUUGUAGCAAAAGGCAAAGAACUUCAACCUUUAUGUACUGCACUGGCGGUUCUGCAUGUCAACACGAAUCGUGCUUCAAUUUAAACUAUACCCUUUUUGAGUUUGUGUUCUUUUUUUUGUUAUUGAAACAAAAGCUGUAUUUUCUCAUCCCCAAAAGGGUUAAGUCAACGAAACAAUCCGUUGCCCAUUUCUUUUGUGUUGCAAAAAGUUUCUGGAGUAGAUGUUUUUUCAGAUAUGUUUCUGUUAAGGCCUGGCACACUGCCUGGGCAUCUCGUCUCACCAGUGAAUGAACAAAUAAAUUCAUUCCGAAACAAAUCACACUUCUCAUUCUUCAUGUCGGUGCAUGUGCCACCUUCUACGUGGGAGUGAAAAGGACUUAAGUGACGAAUCAAUUCAAAAUUGUCGCUGAUUAUGGGCUGCCAAGGCGGAUUUUUGUCCAAGUCGUGUUUGGAAGAUGUGUGCAAGUCUAGUUUACUUGGAGUUCACUUCAACUAAGAAAAAUGUUUUGGUGAUUGGCUAUGGAUUUCUCACUACCAUAAAUGGACAUUGAGGGACAGUGGGUCGUCGUUUUGGUAGCUGCUGUUGGUCAAACAAACCAUUUUAUUGCCCUGACUACAUUAUCUCACACCCUUCAACUUAAGUGGGAAAACAAAAACACUGUCAGAGCCUAAUAGGAAUUUUGUUCAGUAUACUUCGUCAAAAAAAACAGUAUCACUAUUAAAAAGCAUGAAUAUUUGUAUUAGUGGACAUGAAAAGUACACUUUUGUAGUGCAUUGCUUCUUCCUACAAAAGUAGUACCAUAUUAUUAUUCAGACAUUGAAACUGACCAUAUGAUAUUCAUUAUUUUAUUAAAGAGGUUUCAGUCUUAAGUAAAUCAUGUUGACUACAGUAACUUACUGGGGUCUCCGGCAGCACAGUGGCUCGCACUGUAACAGCCUCAGAGAGUCAUACACAGGGUUCGUAUUGUGGCAUUCACUUCAGUCUUAACGUCUGGUUACCCCCUGCUUCACUCUAAUGACGUGCAAAUGAAGACGAUAUAACUUCCUAAACAGCCUAUGGGUUAUAAUCGCUGUCCGUGUACAAACAGGAGUAUCCUUCUAUUCAGGAAGUACAUGUUGUGAUUGCUUGAAAUUAACUACAAGAUACUUUUUUGGACUACUAGAUAUAUUGGUCUUGGUUUAAAUGUUUUUGUACUGCUGUAAGAACAUACAACCUUUAUAUAUUUUUUUUUAAACAGGUUUGUGCGUAAACCCACUUGCAACAACCCUUGUCAUUGACUUCAACAGCACUUAAACAUCAAGUUCUCCAGUCAGGACCACAGACUAACAUUGACCUAUGGCCAGGAUGGAUUUAAGACCUCCAGUACACACUGGAAAUUGAAGUGCAACUCUGGUGUACGCCGUCAUUCCUGGCACACGAUCACGGGAGAAUGCAAGGGAGCACCAGUAGAAAAUGAGGUACAAAACACAAUAAUGGGAACUAUCUAGACACCACAAGUACCUUGGACCUAAAAACAAACACUGACUAACAGAUUCUGUUAGUCUGUAUUACAUGAGGCACUCAGCCAUGCAAAUAAUGAAAAAAAUAAAAAUACAAAACAUUGAUAAAUAAAUCAUUGGAGUAAACAAAAGCUACAAUUCUGAAGCGUGUGUCACAGCAGUAGAAUAAUUCCUAUAUUUUUACGAUAACUAGCAAGGCACUUGAUGUGUACACUUGGUCCAA
Molecule: messenger RNA, 5632 nt
Organism: Gadus chalcogrammus (walleye pollock)
Lineage: Eukaryota; Metazoa; Chordata; Actinopteri; Gadiformes; Gadidae
Gene: dcaf6
Product: ddb1 and cul4 associated factor 6
Exons: 21
Coding region: 399-3551 (1050 amino acids)
Biological process (GO): positive regulation of transcription by RNA polymerase II
Cellular component (GO): Cul4-RING E3 ubiquitin ligase complex; cytoplasm
Molecular function (GO): protein binding
Source: RefSeq, a predicted model, not a curated record